CCGCCAUUACGGUACAACGAGUCGCUCGCAAAGGUUGGGAUUGCGUGAAAAGUGAAACAAACUAAAGUAAAACGGCAUUAAAAUCGGAUAAAACGCACGGCAAAAGCUUGCCAACGCUACAAUAGUGCUGUCGAUUUUGCUUGGAACCGGUGACACGAAAGAAGAACAGAAGUGAAGCGGGGCGAGCGGGGGGCGAAGAGUGAACGACACGUUCCAAAUUCUCCGCACACAAUCUCACACACACACACAUACACCUCCUGGCUAUCUAAGUACACACCCAACCCAGACCGGGGGAAGUGUACGCUCAUUAGGUAGGUUUGACAACCCGGCCCUUUGACAUCGGCAGCCAGGCCCGGCCAGGAAACUAGCUGCUGCUGCGACACCGAAGAAAGCACUAGUCGACAGGGCCGUGCAGGCAGCAGGAAAGGUGCGACUGGAAGAGAUGGCACAGGCAACGGCCACAACUACCGGCUCCCGGCAGCAGUCGGAUGGGACGGGUGACGAGCUGGUGCCAACAACGCCCACCGACGAUGAGAAUCUAUUCAUCAACCCGUCCGAUGGUCUGCCGAACGAGCAUCCGGCCCUACCGAGCGCGUACGAUUCCGACAGUGAAUCGAACCCAGUGGCAGACGACGAUCUGCUGGACGAUCUGCCAACGUCGAUCAUCGUCACCAACAUCCACUCGGAGGUGUUUGCGGACGAAGCGUUGAAGGCCAGCCUGGAGGAUCUGUUUCGCACGUUUUCCGAAAACACUACCUUCCAGUGGUUGAAAAGUUUCCGCCGGUUGCGCGUCAACUACGACAGUGCGCUGGCGGCGGCAAAUGCACGCAUCCGAUUGCACCAGUAUCCCUUCGGCAAGUCGAUCAUAAACUGCUACCUGGCCCAGCCGGUAACGCCGGUUUCCAACACGAACCUGAAGCCCCCGGCACCGGUGAAGCAGUUUCUCAUAUCGCCACCUGCCUCACCACCGGCCGGCUGGGAACCGGCCGAGGAGGGCGAACCGCUCGUUAAUCACGAUCUGCUGGCAGCGUUGGCUAGCCUAACGCCGGGCGAAAGUCACGAAAUACACGCCCAAUCUGAGCACCAUCCGGGAAUCAUCUUGCACACGGCUGCGGAACAGCUGGAAGCGGCGGCAGCGGCUGCAGCAGCGGGCGCGGAUGAGGAUGAAACGGGCGCCAAAUCGUCGAGCAUGGGCAGCAGUUUCGAGGACGACGAUCCGGACAAGGAGAAUUCGCCCGUUGGUGGGUCGAACGUGCGCAAACCACGCAUCAUGCAAACGCGCUGUCCAGAACGCAAAAGUUCCACCUAGAUUGGUUGUUGAUUGGCAGGGAAACAAGAGCGGAAUUGGGCGGUCAUAUGUAAAAAAAGGAAUAUCCCACACAGUUCGAGUAGUUGUUCAUUCGGGAGCGCUAGUGUUCCCUGUUUUAAAGCAUACUCGCAUACGUGCGUCUGAUUUGGUCGCGAGUUAGGAGCACUAUCGAGUGUACGGGCAAGCAAGCCAGCCAGCGAGCAACGUAAAAGCAACAGGCAAGAUAAAUUUAACUAUUUUGUAAUUAUACUCAACACUGCUGUUGUGGCUGGCAUCGUACGGUACGGCGGCAGCACCUUUCCGUUGUCUAAUUAUCGACGAUAGGUUAUCGGUUUCGUUUAUCGUUUAUGUUGAUAAGGUUGCGUGUUAGAUAUACACCAGUCGGGAGUAGGGCGUAAAGAAAAAGGUAAAUUGUUGUAGGUGACAGCGUCCGUACCAAUCAGAAUUUAGUUCCCUUAAUGAUAAAUUUUCCUUUACCAUUUCCGGGGAAAACCGACAACGUUACAGUACGAUACUCAAAACACUAGCUAAAUCUCAAAUUGUGUAUGAUUUUUUCUACUCUAUUGCUCUCCAUUGUCGAGAUUGGUUGUCUUGCAAAUAAAUCUUUUUUUUUUUCUAAUGUUUGUAAAUUUUGAAUAACUUCUCCAUUUUAAGCUUAAGCUUAUGUUUUAUUACCCAAAAACUAUGUUGUCAAUCGCUUUCACCAUGUUCACCUAAGGCGCACUUUAUUUUUUCGAUCGACCAUAGGCGCAUAACUCUUUGUAAAAUUAUUUAGGAGCAUGAACUUUCUCGUUCAGACCACAAAAUCAAAACUAUGAAGCAUAUCGGAGAAGCGUUUUUUUGGGGCGUAGCACACGGCGCAAAAAUUGGUGGAAAGGUUGGAACUCUGCUGCGUGCAAUGACCAAAAUCUCACACCGUUUCAUUUGCAUGUGAAAAGGACAGAACAAUGCUAAUUGAGCGCGAGAACCAUGUUUCCAUGCACCAUUGAUGUUACACAACAAGUCCAUAAGCUCGUUCCAUUAAUAUCUCAACCCCCAGGAAUCAAUUCCCAAUUCCGAGAAGCGCAAGAUAGCAUAAACCUUACGUCGUUCCUUGCGCCGAAAACACGUCACUCACCAAACUCGGUCCAUCUACUAACGCACGCUAAAUCGACUAACUGUUGACGAGAAGGUCAACAUAUAUCGUACGCGACACAGGUCGGUUGGGUAUAUGUGUGCUUACGUGUAAAAUGUAACGACAUGUUGCUAUCGUGGAUGUGAUUCCCUACUGCUCGUUUCCUAUCAGUGUAGAAAAGAAGACAAAACAACCAAACAAAGCGUUACAUGCAUAUUUAUGCGCUCUCGCGCCUCGACAUCAUUCAGUGUUUGUUGUGUCGUUUGCCGGAACGUUUUAUAACUGUUGUAUCUCAUCUUUACUCGAUGAUGGCCGAACCGGCCAUUCGUUGAUUGUUGUGUGCUGCUCAUAUCUGUAUAAUGUAUCCGCCCCAAUGUGUAAUGGUGGUCGUUCGGUUUUGGAGCAUUUUUCUAUCUAUUUUUCUAUGCUAUUAGUACUUACACGACGACCGUAUGAUGUCGCCGCCGAUGUUCACGUAGCACACACGCUCUCACAAAUCGUUUUACCGAUCCCUACAGUGUGUGCGCAUAUAUGUUUCUGUGUGUGUAUGAGUGUACGCAAUAGAACAAUACCAAUCGGAUCCCAUGCGGUAGCGACAGGGGGCACCACCUAUAUAUUGUCACAGUACUUCCAAUAGAACGUUUAUUGUAAUGAGAUUAAGGGUUGAACUGACCAGCAGACGGAUAAUACUGGUAAAUGGCGGACGAACCAAACGAUGCAAAAAAGCAAACAACAAUUUUAGUUAGUGCUACUUACAAAGCGUGUGGAAUGCCGAAUAAUGGACAAAAUGGACACAGGAUAUCUGAUUCAAAAUUUCAUUUUAUCAAACAAACAACAAAAUUACUAUUAAAAUGCAUUCAAAAAGAAGCUUGGAAUUGAUUGAAAAUGGCGUCAAUAUCGCCCCGAACAUUGUAUCCCCCAAGAAUUGAUGAAACAUUAGUGGCAUUAUUUGUUGAUUAGCAAACAAAAAAAAAAACUCCUGUUGUUAAUCAUAAUAAUGCGUGUGUGUGUGAUGGAUUACUGGAGCAAAAUUUGCUGCCGCUUGCAGUGGGCAGGAUCUCGUUAAUUUUAUCGUCAAGGUAAACACCGGUAGCAUUAAACAUAGUAUAAAUGUAGCCGAGUGGACCGAAAGGAGUGAGAGACCGUGAAAACGUGUGUUGUUUGCAGAUACUGACUAGUAGUGUAGAGGAAAAGAUUUAGCAAAAGAAACCAAAACAAACAGAGAGAGAGAGAGAGAGAGAGAGAGAGAGAGAGAGAGAGAGAGAGAGAGAAAUAAAAAAGCUAUCAAAUGAGUUGGUAAGUGAUGGAUCAAUUAUUAUUAUUGACGAAGAUUGCAGGUAGUUUGAGGAAGAUAUUAUAUACAUAACUGUCAAAUAAAGUUUGAUAUAGAUUUAAA
This is a messenger RNA of Anopheles stephensi (Asian malaria mosquito), 3819 nucleotides long. RefSeq names its product protein sarah (gene sra). Gene Ontology annotation, molecular function: calcium-dependent protein serine/threonine phosphatase regulator activity; nucleic acid binding. The record is from RefSeq and is a predicted model, not a curated record. Lineage: Eukaryota; Metazoa; Arthropoda; Insecta; Diptera; Culicidae. Gene Ontology annotation, biological process: calcium-mediated signaling. Gene Ontology annotation, cellular component: cytoplasm; nucleus.